AACCACCUGAACCUCCCUAAAUUUCCACACGAGAAAGAGGAUGCAAAGACACAAUUACAAGCAGAGCAGGCCAAGAACCGGAGGACCAAAUUAAAAGAAUAUCUAUACCACUGCCACUUCAACAUCUACAAGAAAUUCAAGCUCGCAUCAACGGGGUUUACGAAAGUCGAUGGUAUCGCGUAAAACGUAAACGCCCACAUUUACGCUGUGCGCCAGCGGCAAGAUUCUUUUAAGAGAAUCAGGACUAUCUGUAGGGAGAGGCAGCCCUUCUAUCAGGAGAGUACGACCAGAGAUCUAGGAACGACUAUCCACCGCCAACGUGCAGGCAACGAGGGUACCGUCGAGCUCUUUAAGACGAUUGUCGUGGAAAACCCCGUCUUCGAGAUUCUGGGUCGCGUAUGGGACGAGGGAGAAGCUUCGUAAGGAAUAUGAGUAUAUGGGGCUACGAUUUAGCAAAAACACCCGGGAUUUCACCCAACUAAGCGAUAGUAAUCUGGUUAGGGAGGAGGACCCGAGCGACGAAAUACAAAAGCGACGACGGCGGACCGGAUCGAACAAACGAGUAGCACUCGAGCAAAAAGUUAAGCCUUCGCUAGCGAAACCCGACGGAGCGAGUAUCUAUACGCGCCUAGGCGGAGAGGAGAUCCUAUCGUUUAUCUAGGACUACAAGGCGGCCCACAAAGUUGCGUUAAAGUAUCUGAAGCCGGCCGUUGCGAAGGAGAAGCUAUUCGUAGAGGUCAUCGAGCAGAUCAACAGCAACAGCUCUCGGGGCGAUACCGAGCUAAAAAAAAAAAAAAAAAAAAACCAGGACGAGGUCGAAGCACUGAUUGCCAUAGCACUAACACAGGUCCUCGGCUACAUGGUACGAUAUCAAGUUGCAUAUGGCUAUGUUACUGCCGGCCAGUCUUUGAUAUUCCUCCAUAUCGACCGAGACGAGCCGCAAACGCUAUAUUAUCAUGCGUGCGUCCCGGACGAGGACGUAGGCGAAGCGUUAGACGAGGAUUGAGCCGGCGACAUGAUCUCCUAUACCGCAGCGGCCCAGCUAGCUAGCUUUUGCCUGUUAAAUGUCUGAUCUAAGGCUCUUAGCGCAGCUUCACUCGACGCAGCGUCCCAGAGAGCCGAGACAACACUGAGAAAAUAGAGGGAGCCGCACGACAAUGCGGCGCCUCUUUUAGGUAGAGAGGAUACAGACUCACCCUCGGGAUCGUUAUUAUAGGGAAGUGAGCGGCAGUGUAACAACUGUAUCUAGUAAUCGGCCAGCUGUAGGUACAUAACAGCUAGGAGGAACAAGAACUGCAUGUAUAUCCUGUAUAUACGUAUGUAUUAAUGUAGAAAGAAAGGUAAAAAUAUUAUGUAUACGCG
Messenger RNA from Durotheca rogersii, 1362 nucleotides. RefSeq lists its product as uncharacterized. The record is from RefSeq and is a predicted model, not a curated record. Lineage: Eukaryota; Fungi; Ascomycota; Sordariomycetes; Xylariales; Xylariaceae. Bases 437 to 661 code for a protein of 74 amino acids. The transcript has 2 exons.